CACUGUUUCAACAAGAGGGGCAGGACGUUUGAGUUGGAGUUUCAUCCUUCAGACACCUCACUUCUCCUCUUAGAGCCCCGCAAGAGCUGUGGGACUGGAGUGGCCUGCGUCUUGUUCUAUUGGGGUCCAGUGCUUCCACCUGCUUCAUUACACGGCAUAGAUCCAGAUGGGUGAUCAGGAGGAGGUGACUUGCUCAUCUGUGAGAAUUCUCCAGUCUGCCUCAGAAUCUCAGAAGAGAUUAAGGCCUGAUGGCACCAGAAGGCCUGGGAAAUCUGCCAAGAAAGAGUUUGCAGUGCCCUGGCAUCGCAUUGCUGUGAGUCUUGGAAUCCUGUUUUUACUUUUCUUGAUGAAGAUCACAAUGUUGGUGACAAUGAUUUAUCAGUUAACUCAAGAAAAACAUCAACAGCAAGAAAUUUCAGCAAAUCUCAGUCAGAGUGAGUACUUGAAGGAGCAACUUCUGGCAAAGAAGACUUUAGAAUGUGAAGUUCUCAGAAAUCGAACCCUUCUACAGCAAAAGACACUGGAGUCAUUCCUUUCAAAAAAGACUAGAUGUUGUACAGAUCCAGGUAAAAGCUAUGACGGCUACUGGUCCUGUCAUGGAGUCAAUUGCUACUAUUUUACAGAGGAAAAGAAAAACUGGCAGGAAUGUAAACAAACUUGCCAGAGGUACAGCUCCUCGCUUUUGAAGAUAGACAAUGAGCAGGAACAGACAUUCAUUACAUCUCACAUUCAUAGUAAUUAUUACUGGAUUGGACUGUUGUAUGACAAAAAGGAGAAAAAAUGGAAAUGGGUUGAUGAUGGUUUCUCACCUGGAAUGAAUUUUUCAUUAAUGUAUUUCCCUGGGAGAGAACAAUGUGCAUUUUUAUCCUCAAUGAGAGUAGACGCUAUUCAUUGUUCUAAAAAUUACAGUUGCAUCUGUGAAAAGAGCAUUGAUUGUAUUCUCCCCACUUCAAGGUGUACUUAGAAGCCCAAUGUGGAAACAGAAUGAACUAUAAAAGCAAGAAACACCAUCUUCUUCCUGAGGACAGAUGCAAAACUUAACUUUGGGAAAGGAAUUGCCCGUUUCUUCACAGCCUCAAGGAAUUAUUCUUUUUGUUUGUUUGUUUUGUUUCUCUGAGUCAUCCAUGAAACCAAUUGGACAAUGCUGGUAUAAAGCCUGGAUCUUUCCCACUUCAAUGGGUUCAACAUGCUGCAUCUUCUGACCUUGACAACACAAAUAAGAAUUAGAAUGUGGUUACCUUUUUACUAUUACAAGUAUUCUUCAUCUUUAACAAUGAAAGUUAAAUUUAAAUUUAUUGAACACUGAAAAGAGUAGUGCAGGGAAUUCCUGCACAACUUUUACCCGCGGUUGCCAAUUGUUUUUAUUUUGCCCUACCUGCUCUAUUCUCUUUCUCAUGUCCGUGUUUGGUGAUCCAACUUAUAAUAAAUUGAAGACAUGAUAUUCCUUUGUGUAGAUAUUUUCCAAGAAAAUGUUUUUUCCUGUAUAACCAAAAUACAAUUAUCAAAAUCAGAAAAAUUAGCAUUGAUACAGCAUUAUGAUGUAAUACAUAAACCAUGUUCAAAUUUUUGUGCAUUUACCUGAUACAUGCUAUUUU
This is a messenger RNA of Ochotona curzoniae (black-lipped pika), 1595 nucleotides long. Its product is annotated as killer cell lectin-like receptor 7. NCBI's taxonomy places the organism in Eukaryota, Metazoa, Chordata, Mammalia, Lagomorpha, Ochotonidae. The transcript is spliced from 8 exons. The record is from RefSeq and is a predicted model, not a curated record. The coding region runs from base 167 to 964 and encodes 265 amino acids.